This is a messenger RNA of Apaloderma vittatum (bar-tailed trogon), 1092 nucleotides long. RefSeq names its product G protein-coupled receptor 171 (gene GPR171). Lineage: Eukaryota; Metazoa; Chordata; Aves; Trogoniformes; Trogonidae. Gene Ontology annotation, cellular component: membrane. The record is from RefSeq and is a predicted model, not a curated record. The coding region runs from base 1 to 1092 and encodes 363 amino acids. Gene Ontology annotation, biological process: G protein-coupled receptor signaling pathway. The transcript has a single exon. Gene Ontology annotation, molecular function: G protein-coupled purinergic nucleotide receptor activity.
AUGCCAAGCAAUGUUUCACACUGCCACAUUGGUGAAGCAAUGGAACCCUUUACCUAUUUCUACUACUUGAUUUUUCUUAUGGGAUUUAUUGGAAGUUGUUUUGCACUAUGGGCAUUCACACAAAAAGGUCAGAAGCAGAAGUGCAUGAGCAUCUACUUAAUUAACCUCUUAACAGCAGACUUUUUGUUGACUUUGGCAUUGCCAGUAAAGAUCAUCGUUGACCUAGGAGUUGCAUCCUGGAAACUGAGAAUAUUCCACUGCCAAGUUACAGCCUGCUUCAUCUACCUGAACAUGUAUUUAUCCAUUAUAUUUUUGGGAUUCGUAAGCAUGGAUCGCUGCCUUCAGCUAAUGCACAGUUCCAAGAUCUACCGCAUUCAAGAGCCCGAAUUUGCCAAGGUGCUGUCUGCAGUCGUGUGGACAAUGGUUCUCCUCAUCACGGUGCCUAACAUGGCCAUCCCCAUCAACACCAUUGAAGAAAGACCCGGCGCGGGAUGCAUCGAGUUCAAAACGAAAUUUGGAAGAGACUGGCACGUGCUUACUAAUUUCAUAUGCACGGCAAUCUUCCUCAAUUUUUCAGCCGUGAUCCUGAUUUCCAACCUCCUUGUCGUCAGACAGCUCUACCGCAACAAGUACAGCGAGAGUUACGCAAACGUGAAGAAAGCCCUCAUCACCAUUCUGCUCGUAACUGCGGGCUACCUGCUGUGCUUCGUUCCGUACCACAUCGUCCGCAUCCCCUACACUCUGAGCCAGGGCGACGCCACCACCAGCUGCUCUCUGAAACAAGCUCUCUUCAAAGCCAAAGAGCUGACCUUGCUGUUCGCGUUAUCAAACCUCUGCUUUGACCCCCUUCUGUAUUACCACCUCUCCAAAUCGUUCAGGUUGAAGUUUGCUGAGACUUUUGCGGCACCCAAAGAGGCAAAGGCUUUCACAGACGGCGAGGUGACACGCCACGGAAGCCACCAGCACGUACAAAAGCACCGCUUCCAAAACGCAACAGAAGAGAGCGCAAACCCGCAGCACGAGCGGCUGCUCGGCGACAACGAGCCCGGCUCGUUUGCUGAAUCAGAAGCCGGAGCAGAGGGAAAAACUUGA